CUUGGCCCAGGAAUCAUCCUCGCAGGGCCCACCCACCGCCAUCCUUACCAUUGGCUCCGCGGGCUGCCCGUCUCCCCCUUCCCCUGUCCCGGAGGCAGGUUCGCGGGAGCUGCGGCAGGCUCGGCGCGUCUCCGGCUGCCUGGGAGCGGAGCCGCCGCCGGCACCGACAGCUCGGAGCUCGGUCCUAGGCGCCAGCAGCGGGGGGCAGGGACUCCCCGGGUCUCUCAGCCAAAGCGCCAUGUAGCCGCCGCUGCCCCGGACAGCGCGCGGUGCCCCGGGGGCGGCUGCUUCCCGGCGGAGCAUGUAGGCGCCGGCGGCGGGGGGUUGAGCUGGGUCCCCGCCGCGGCGGCUCCUGGUUGCCCGCGGCACUUGGCGGCGAUGGGGGAGAAAGUUUCGGCCGCUCCCGAGCGGCUGCGGGGCGGCGGCCGGAUCGUCUCGUCCUGCUCCAGCUCCUCGGGCUCCUCCUCGGGCUCCUCAACUCUCUCGGAAGAGGGGGACGCCGGCUUGGCCCGGGACCGCCCCGGCGGCUGCUCCGACGCGGGGCGACAGGCGGCGGCGGCGCCCCGCGGGGCGGAGCAGGAGGAAGCCGGGCGGUGGCCGCAGAGCGAGGAGGCGGCGAGCCCAGGUGGGGGGCAGCAGCAGCUUCGGCCGGAGAGCGACGCCUCGCUGGAGGAACAGGAGGAGGAGCUUGAUCAUAUAUUAUCUCCUCCAUCUAUGUUAUUUCGGAAAUCCAGCAACCCUGAAGUCUCUUCUGGCCCUGGAAAGUCAUUUAAGUUUAAAAGACAGCUGAGUGAAGAUGGAAGACCAUUUAGAAGAGGAAGCCUUGGAGGAGCUUUGACUGGCAGGUACCUGCUUCCCAGUACUAUUGCACAGCAGUUGUGGCAACCUGCAGAAACCUCCAAUCUUGUUCGUAUGCGUAGCCAAGCACUUGGGCAAUCGGCUCCUUCACUUACUGCUAGUUUGGAAGGGCUGCCUCAGAAGAGCCAUUUCAGCUCAACACGGCACCGUCAGAGACUAGUGGAACCAGCAGCUACAAAAAAGGAGCUGAGUCUUCCAAGAAGAGGAAGUUUUUGUCGGACAAGUAACCGAAAGAGCUUGAUAGGCAAUGGCCAAUCUCCAGCUCUGCCUCGGCCUCAUUCACCUCUUUCAGCUCAUGCAGGAAGCAGUCCUCAAGACAGCCCGAGAAAUUUCUCCCCCAGUGCCUCAGCCCAUUUUUCUUUUGCACGAAGGACUGAUGGACGCCGCUGGUCUUUGGCUUCUCUCCCCUCCUCUGGCUAUGGUACAAAUACACCCAGCUCAACGGUUUCUUCAUCCUGUUCCUCCCAAGAGAAGUUACACCAGUUACCAUACCAACCAACACCUGAUGAGCUACAUUUUUUGUCUAAACAUUUCUGUACCACUGAAAGCAUUGCCAGUGAUAACAGAUGUAGGACCACACCAAUGCGCCCUCGAUCCAGAAGUCUCAGCCCCGGACGUUCUCCCGCCUGCUGUGACCAUGAAAUAAUUAUGAUGAACCAUGUCUACAAAGAAAGGUUCCCAAAGGCCACAGCUCAGAUGGAAGAACGGCUUCAAGAUAUUAUCACCAACCAUUCUCCUGAUAACGUUCUUCCCCUGGCAGAUGGAGUGCUCAGCUUUACCCACCAUCAGAUCAUUGAGCUGGCUCGAGAUUGCUUGGAUAAAUCCCAUCAGGGCCUCAUCACGUCACGAUACUUCUUUGAAUUACAGCACAAAUUAGACAAAUUACUGCAGGAGGGUCAAGAGAGAUCAGAAAGUGGAGAACUGGCAUUUAUUAAGCAACUAGUCCGAAAGAUCCUCAUAGUCGUUGCUCGUCCUGCUCGCUUAUUAGAAUGCCUGGAAUUUGAUCCUGAAGAAUUUUACUAUCUCUUGGAAGCUGCAGAAGGACAUGCCAAAGAGGGGCACGUGAUUAAAACGGACAUCCCUAGAUAUAUUAUAAGCCAGCUGGGCCUGAAUAAGGAUCCUCUGGAAGAAAUAGCUCAGCUAGCUAACUAUGACAGUGGCACAUCAGAAACUCCAGAAACAGAUGAAUCACUAAGUAGCUCUAAUAGAUCAGUGAAGCUCCAGAGGAAACCUCGUGAAAGCGAUUUUGAAACAAUUAAACUGAUUAGUAAUGGAGCUUAUGGUGCCGUUUAUUUUGUGCGACAUAAAGAAACCAGACAGAGAUUUGCCAUGAAGAAAAUUAACAAACAGAAUCUCAUCCUCCGAAACCAGAUUCAGCAGGCCUUUGUUGAGCGUGAUAUCCUGACAUUUGCAGAAAAUCCAUUUGUCGUCAGCAUGUACUGCUCCUUUGAAACUAGACGCCAUUUAUGUAUGGUCAUGGAGUAUGUGGAAGGUGGAGAUUGUGCUACUUUAAUGAAGAAUAUGGGUCCUUUACCUGUGGAUAUGGCAAGGAUGUAUUUUGCUGAGACUGUGCUAGCCUUGGAAUAUCUGCAUAAUUAUGGAAUUGUGCACAGGGAUUUGAAGCCAGACAAUUUAUUGGUAACAUCCAUGGGACAUAUAAAGCUUACAGAUUUUGGGCUUUCUAAGGUGGGGCUAAUGAGCAUGACUACAAAUCUUUAUGAGGGUCACAUUGAGAAGGAUGCUAGAGAGUUCCUUGACAAGCAGGUCUGUGGCACACCUGAAUAUAUAGCACCAGAAGUGAUAUUGAGGCAGGGUUAUGGCAAGCCAGUGGACUGGUGGGCCAUGGGAAUUAUCCUUUAUGAAUUUCUUGUUGGGUGUGUGCCAUUCUUUGGCGAUACACCAGAAGAGCUAUUUGGACAAGUUAUCAGUGAUGAGAUCAACUGGCCUGAAAAGGAUGAAGCCCCACCUCCAGAUACCCAGGAUCUGAUUACUCUACUGCUCAGACAAAACCCCCUGGAGAGACUGGGAACAGGUGGCGCAUAUGAAGUAAAGCAACACCAGUUCUUUCGUAGCUUAGACUGGAAUAGUUUGCUGAGACAGAAAGCAGAAUUCAUUCCACAGCUGGAAUCUGAGGAUGACACAAGUUAUUUUGACACUCGUUCUGAGAAAUACCACCAUAUGGAAACUGAAGAAGAGGAUGACACAAAUGAUGAAGACUUUAAUCUGGAGAUAAGGCAGUUUUCCUCAUGUUCACAUAGAUUUUCAAAAGUUUUUAGUAGCAUAGAUCGAAUAACUCGAAAUCAAAGUGAAGAAAAGGAAGAUACAGGAGACAAAACAAAAAAUGUGACAUUGCCAUCUGUGGAAUCUUUAAGCUGGAGUUCAGAAUAUUCUGAACUGCAACAGCUAUCUACAUCCAACUCCUCUGAUACUGAAAGUACCAGGCAGCGGCACAGUUCAGGUUUGCUUCCAAAAUUGGCCAUAUCGUCUGAGGGGGAUCAAGAUGAAACCACCUGCUCAGGAGGAUCCCGGGAGGAGCAAGAAAAGGCUGCUUCUUUAAGUGAGGAGGCUGCUCAAGAUGAGCCUGAGGUCACCACUCCAGCCAGUACCAUCAGCAGCUCAACACUAUCAGUUGGCAGUUUUUCAGAGCACUUAGAUCAGAUAAACGGAAGAAACGAGAGUGUGGACAGUACAGAUAAUUCCUCAAAGCCAUCCAGUGAACCUGCCUCUCAUAUGGCUCGUCAGCGAUUAGAAAGCACAGAGAAAAAGAAAAUAUCUGGAAAAGUCACAAAGUCCCUGUCUGCCAGUGCUCUGUCCCUCAUGAUUCCAGGAGAUGUGUUUGGUGUUUCUCCUUUGGGAAGUCCUAUGUCCCCACAUUCCCUUUCUUCAGACCUUUCAUCCUCCAGAGAUUCCUCCCCUAGCCGCGAUUCCUCAAUUGCUUCUUCAACCCCGUAUCAACCUAUAUUAAUUCACAGUUCAGGAAAAAAGUAUGGCUUCACCAUCCGAGCAAUCAGGGUCUAUGUGGGUGACAGUGAUAUCUACACAGUGCACCAUAUUGUUUGGAAUGUCGAAGAAGGAAGCCCAGCUUAUCAAGCGGGCCUAAAGGCUGGGGAUCUGAUCACACAUAUCAAUGGAGAGCCAGUUCAUGGUCUUGUUCACACUGAAGUCAUAGAGCUGUUGUUAAAGAGUGGAAACAAAGUGUCAAUUACUACAACCCCCUUCGAGAACACUUCAAUCAAAACAGGCCCGGCCAGGAGGAAUAGCUACAGGAGUCGAAUGGUUAGACGCAGUAAGAAAACCAAAAAGAAAGAGAGCCUAGAAAGGAGGAGGUCUCUCUUCAAAAAGCUAGCCAAGCAGCCCUCUCCCCUUCUUCACACGAGCCGAAGUUUCUCCUGCCUGAACCGAUCCCUUUCAUCAGGAGAGAGCUUGCCUGGCUCCCCAACUCACAGCUUGUCUCCCAGGUCUCCUACCCCAAGCUACCGCUCCACUCCUGAUUUCCCAUCCGGUACCAAUUCCUCCCAGAGCAGCUCGCCUAGCUCAAGUGCACCCAAUUCUCCAGCUGGCUCAGGUCACAUAAGACCCAGUACUCUUCAUGGGUUGGGUCCAAAGCUUGGUGGACAAAGAUACCGGUCAGGAAGACGCAAGUCAGCUGGCAGCAUUCCUCUCUCCCCUUUGGCACGAACACCUUCUCCAACACCCCAGCCACCAUCCCCUCAACGAUCUCCAUCACCUUUACUGGGGCAUUCAAUUGGAAAUUCAAAAAUAGUUCAGGCAUUCCCUAGCAAGAUGCACUCCCCUCCAACUAUUGUAAGACAUAUAGUGAGGCCAAAGAGUGCCGAGCCACCCAGGUCUCCACUGCUAAAGAGGGUCCAGUCUGAAGAGAAACUUGCGCCUUCUUAUGGUUGUGACAAGAAACACUUAUGUUCACGCAAACACAGCCUGGAAGUGACUCAAGAAGAGGUGAAUAGGGAAUUGUCCCAAAGAGAAAUAACUCUUCAGAGCCUGGAGGAGAACGUGUGUGAUGUGCCAUCACUCACCCGAGUCAGGCCUGCAGAGCAAGGCUGCCUGAAACGCCCUGUCUGCAGAAAGUUGGGUAGGCAAGAGUCCGUUGAUGAGCUGGAUCGAGAGAAAUUAAAGGUCAAGAUAGUUAUGAAAAAGCAAGAUCUUGCUGAGAAACAAGAUUGUCUGCAGAAAGCAAGCACUAUACAUGAGCCUUGUGGUGAAUCAGAAAAUCCUGCUACCUUAAGACUGGAAGAAAGAGACAAAAAAACAUUUCAGAAGGCUUUGGAAAGAUCAAAUCACUUUGAAACUAAAAUUACUGCUCUGGAGACUCCGUCAGUAGGUGGCAUACUCAAAGACACCCUUCACAAGAAUGCAAACAUGAGACCAAAUGACUCCGUUCCUUUAGAUACACACAUGCCAUGUCAUGGGCCUCCUCUUCAUGAACUCAGUCAUCUCUCUUAUGACUUCAAAAGAAUUUCCCCUCCAUGUACAUUGCAAGAUGUGCUACCUCACUCAUCUGACAGGCUGCUAAAUGGAAAGGGAGAAAACACAGAUAAAAAUGCACCAACAAAAGAAUUUGUCAAAUUUGAAAGAAUAGAUGGUAAGCUUGCAAAUAUUGAUUAUCUCAGAAAGAAAAUGUCCUUUGAAGAAAAAGAUGACAGUCUCUGUCCAGUGUUAAAGCCCAAACUGACAUCAAAUGUUCAUGAAUGCCUUCAACUUAACACAGUCAGACCCAUCAAUAUACAGCAGGAUUCCACUACAGUUGCUGAUAGCAGAGCAUUUAUUAGUAGUGCACAUGCUGCUCAGAUUAGCUCAGUUUCUUUUGUUCCUCUCAAAGCCUUGAAUGGCCGAGUGGAAACUGGUGUGGAAAAAUCAGCCCUGAUUUCUGCUGAGUCUCCUGUCAGAAAAAGUCCAUCCGAGUAUAAACUAGAAGGGAGAUCGGUUUCUUGUUUGAAACCAAUUGAAGGCACUUUAGACAUUGCCUUACUGUCUGGGCCACAGGCUUCAAAGACAGAACUGCCUUCAUGCCUGCUACCAGAAAGUCAAAACACCAGCAAUGAUGUGGGUUCCUCCAUGCCUCUGGCAUCUCAGUGCAAUGGUGUAAAGGAGGAGACAUCCUGUCAGAAAGAGGUGGUGUCACCCCGUUCAAAGUCUAAUAAAUCUAAUCUACUAGAGCCCCAAUUUUCACAGUCAAGCAACAGUUUUCAAAAUGCACCAGCAGCCCCUGUGACCUCUGAACUAGAAACAGGAAAAAAGAUUUCCAGCCCAGCUGCUACAUGCAACAUUUCUGUCAGAGAAGCUGAUCAAAAGAGAGAGGCUUCCCAUUCAAAACAGAAGGACCAUGCAACUGAGGCAAAAUUACACACUGUCCAAAAUCAGUGUCUCCACAUUGCCCUGGCGUCUGCCACACCUUCCACAGCCCCAGGCACACCUGAAAAAACUGCAGGAAAAGAGAGGCAAACCCAAAAGGAGUUGCCUGUCAAGUACCCAGAGGCACAAAGAAAUUACGAAUCUUUCCCUGCGAAGGCCGAGGGGAUCAGAGAUUCAUCUGUGAAGAAAUCUACCCCAGAUGCUUUUAAAACAAGCAACUCCAAAACCAUUCAGAGAAACUCUGCUGACUUUGCCAUUCCCCUUCAAACACAUGGAACAACGAGAGUGCAGGCAGCUGGCUCUAAGGUGGAGUCUAAAGAUGGCAAAGAUCUACCAAAACAAUUUGCCAAAGAUGACAUUACCCCUGCUGGUACUUCUGUAGAGAGGGACAUGAACAAGCAGAAAGUGAUGGACUCAAAGAGUGAAAUGUCCUUGCCCAAAAGGCCUGUACAACAAUCAGUAGAGUCUAAUACUAAAAAUGAGAAAUCACUUGUGUGUUCCUGUGUGCAGAAGGACAACUCCAAAGAUUUGAGAAAGAAAGAUCAGAAACAGUCCAGCAAUACACAGCUUCAAACUACGGAGAGAGAGCUACCCAACCUGAUUACUAGGCAGCAAUUUAGCUCUUCAGGUUCCCCUUCUGUAAGAGAAAUUGUAUACAGAAACUGUGUAAUAGAUGCUCCUGUGCAUUUAGGUAUUCAAGAGCAAGUCACAGCUGGUUCAGCCUGCAUGGAAAGCAGUAAUAAUAAAUCCAGGCAAAUAACUGAAACUUGUUCUUCUAAAUCUAAGCACUGUGACAAAUUCACAUUUGCACAAAAACAGUACACUGCAAACAUAAAAGAAAAAGAAACAGUUAUUCAGCCCUCUGCUGGCUCUCGGAAAGAUGGGAAACAUGCCAAUAAAAAUGUGCAGGAUUCUCUUGCUUUUGUUCCACUUUCUCAGAGAAAACUAAGCAAUGAGCAUGUUCAGGUAGAAAAGCCUCUGGGUCUGGAACGUGGGUCAGCACCUUCAAUCCAAAUCAAUAGGAGCACUCCUGAAACCAAACCUAAAUCCUCUUGUAACGGCCAUGCACCAGCAGGCCCAGAAAACUCCAAGCAUUUUCUAAGUCAGGAAACAGCAAGCUUCAGUGAGACUGCUGAUCAAAAGCAACUCUAUGUAAGUGAAAAGCAAAACAUGCCUCCAAAGUUUUCCAGUGUGAAAGACUGUCUCUUAUUGAACAAACUGGCAGACAAGGGCCCCAGUAAUCAGGCCAUCACUGCAGACAAAAGACCUGAAGGACAAAAAUGCACUGAAGCACUUUAUGUUCAGAAUGACAAUGGGAAAUUGGAGCCCAGACUUUUCCUUAACUGUGACAGGGGGAAAGUAGCAGAAAAGGCAGCCAUAGUUAGCAAAGGCUCUCCAGAUUCAAAAGGGAAGGGACAAGUUAAUCAAAAACAGUUAACAGAUGCGAACAAGCAGAUUACAGCAAAGCUUUUAUCAGCUUCCACUGUGCAGAGUUCAUGUCAUUCAGCUGUAACUCCAUCAAAGCAGCUGAUUUGUCCACCCAACUUCCUGGAAUGUAGGCAAGAAGCAUCUCGUUUGUCUUCAGCAAACAAUGAUGUGUCUUCAACCAAGGUUAAAACAGGCUCACCAGAGCUUCCUGUCACCAGCUGCAAGGAACUGGAAAAGCAAGCCACCUCUUCUACAGGGGAUGGUAAAAGAGAAAUCACAAAGAGCGUUUCACUGUUGACCUUGCAUAGCUCUGCUGUCCCAGUAGAAGCCCUUCAUCCUGCUUCAAACCUUGCGAGUAAACCUGGAAAUCAAGAAAAGCCUCUUUCUGCAAUCAACACUGUGGAUGUAAAGGGAAAAGACGCCAUUCAAGCUCAGCCUCCUGCUGCAAAAAAACAGAAUGUAGGUAAAGAUUUACCCAGGUCAGUAACCACCCCUGAUGGUCCUAAUGCACUUUCAUCUGAUAAAGACUCAGUGCGGCAGAGGCGAGGAAAGGAUGCUUCACGGAGCAGUCCUCACAAAAAGUCCUCUCAAUAGCAGUAACUUGGCGGAUAAGACUUAGACUUUAACUGAAAAUUGUUUGUGACUUGACUACCUUCUGAAACCAGCACUGUGUGGUAUCUUUACACAGCAAAGCUUUCCUGCCACUCCAGGAGGGGGCAGCAUGUACAAAGAGAGGACCUUUUUCAAAAUGCCUUCCCAAAUGUAACCGGUAAAACUGUUACCAUAGAGUAUUUGUAUAAAAGUACCUUUACAGUUGAGAGUUGUUGAGAAAAAGAUUUUCUCUGUAAAUAUCUCAUGACGUGUUUGGUUUUGAAUGUAGCAUAUAUACGUUGCUGCUGAUUGCAUUGUUUACUAUUACCUUUUCUUUAGAGAAAGUUGCUUUGCCACUUAUAUGCCAUACUCAAAUAUGAAACAGAAUUACUGAAACUCAGACCUCGGAUAAACACAUACAAAUAUGGUCUGAUUUAAAGGGAAAGAAAAUAAGCCACAUUUUUACUUGUUAAAAAUUCUAUAUAGUGUUAAAAACAAUAGAAAAAAUAUGGUGGCUUAUUGUGAGUUUUUAUGUAUAUUUUAAAUAACCAUAGAUUUUGAUAGUACUGUAUCUGGCUAACUGCUUCACCGGAUCGAAUGUAAGACCUAACCGAAUCUCCCCAGUGCACAGUCCGCCCCUCAUUUAGAAUAGGCAUAGUUACAGUGAAGGGCAAAGCCUCCGUUAACACUACACCCAGUUGAGUAGCAUUAUCUGGUGAAACAGAUGUUCUCAUCUUGUCUUUAGGGAGGCUACCUGAGACCUUUGCUUCAGACAAGGCUGAAACUGCAAGCACGUGUGCUUAGUUUCUGCUGCAAUCCUGUCUUGGCUCCCUUUUAGCUCUUUUAAAUUCAGGCCUUUAUAGAGGUGAGGCACAAGUAGAAGCAAAUGACUUGCAGUACUAUUCCCAUCCCUGUUUUUUAAUGAAUUUAAAGAAUAUCAAUUAUCAUGGUAUGUAGGUUUGAGUAACUAGCUUCGUGCAGUUUAGCUUUUUUCUCUUUUAUAUGACAAGUCUGGUAAAAAGGAAAAAAGUGAUUUCAGUAUCAUAUCUUCACAAAAGAUCAGGACAUCUGAUGCAUUUUAAUACAUAGCUGCGGCCUUAUGUUGUAGAGUAAACUUGCUGUUUUUAGCAAGUAAUCCCUGGGUUUCACAUUCAUUUCUAAAUGCAUUGAGUAGCUCCGGGCAUUUCAUAACAUGAUCUCUUUAUUUGUAUGCAAAAAAAAAAAAAAGUAAAUACUGUAAUUUAAAAAAGCAGCAUUUUUGUAACUAAGGGACGUGUUGGAGCUAUUUGGUGCUAGAAUGUGACUGUCCUUAUUACUUUUGCUAAGCCUUAUUUAAAUUUUGUAUACUGUGGAACAUGUUGAAUUUGUCUGAUCGUUUUAGUGCGGAGGUAUUUGGUUUGUUUUGAAGGACAAAAGGUAAAGUUUGAAAUACGUACAGGAGCACUACAGAAAUAUCCACACAGAUGAGUAUUUUAAAAUAACCGGUAUUAAUAAGAUGGUAUUUUUGCUUAUUUGUGUUAAAUAUCCAUAUAAGAGCCAAUCUACUAUCAGUUUCCUCUGGAAUUUCUUUCUCUUUCUAGAGCUAUACAAUUUUUCCUCAAAGCACAGUGUAAUUUAGGCUUGGAGAUUUGUAGGGCACCUACUAGUGUGUUAAUUUUCCACCCCCACUGGUUAGUUGGGUUUAGAUUCAUUCCAAUUAAAGAUAAAAUUGCCAGCAAGUCCUCCUAAUUUUUCACACUGCGCUAUUACAUUCAUUUCUUUUUCUAUGCGCUCACACAAUACAAUUGGAGAAAAUAGUUUUGAAAAAUUUUGAAGAGAAAAUGGUCUCAGCAUUUACAGUAUAUAUCUGUGCUUUGGCGGUUGUUUAUAACCAAACACUAAUGCACUUAGGUAUCAUGACAUUUCUGGCUGGGAGGUAUUUCCUAGUUUACAGUCUUUUGCAUUUUUAAACUGUCCUCUUGUUUCCUUUAAAACACGCCUAGCUAUUUGUUUACAAAUGUAUCUUUUAUGUAUAUUUUGUAUAGUGCAUUAUCACUUCUGCCAAAUAAGGGUUGUUGGUUUUUUGUUUUGUUUGUUUGGGGGUUUGUUGUUGUUGGGUUUUUUUGUUGCAUUUUGGAAGUGUAACAGUGCUUAAGCUCGUGUUCACGUAGUACCUGUUGUUGGUGUUUACCUUACCAGUGAGCUGUUAGAGAUCCUUUCACCUGUGUACUAGAUGGUCUAUCUUUGUGUGAUUGUUGAUUAUGACGUGCUCCUUUGUAGACUUCCUGCUGUAGAUUUAUCAGCUUACAAAACCAGUUUGUUAGGGUCUGUGCAAUAAAGUGUUUGCAGUCUUAUUUUCUUUAAGAAACUCCCUAUGGAUGUCAUAAUUGUUGUAUAUUGAACAAAAAUAUUUAUACUUAUGCAGUUGCAUAAAACUGAAAUAAAAAUUGAGCAUGAAAAGAUAGUCAUUAGAUUUCUUUAAUCCCUUUUUCGCCCAUUACUCAAUGCAGUUCUGUACUACGCUGCAUUUACAUGUGUUUCGAUGACACAUGCUCUAAUUUAUUAAGUUCUGGUAUGAUCUAAAUGUGUUUCUGUUAGUUUUUUCUUAUCACCAAGCCAGUUUUGGAAAAGGCUAACCAAACAUUUUGCGUGGGGCAGCAUGCUCUAGCGCAGGGGUUCUCAAACUGCGGGUCAGGACCCUUCAAGGGGUCAUGAGGUUAUUAUGUGGGGGAUCAUGAGCUGUCAGCCUCCACCACAAAACCGCUUUAUUUAUUUAUAAUAGUGUUAAAUAUAUAAAAAAGUGUUUUUAAUUUAUAAGGGGGGGGUCACACUCAGAGACUUGCUAUGUGAAAAGGGUCACCAGUACAAAAGUUUGAGAAUCACUGGUCUAGUGGUUAGAGAAGGGGAUUAGGAUUCAGUUUCUCUGGGUGAUCUCCCUAACUCUGCCGCUGACAUGCCAUGUGAGCUGGGGCUGGUUAGGUAACCACUCUGCCUCAAGUUUUCUCAUCUGUGAAGUGUGAAACUCUCAUGAAUUAAUUGCAAGAGAUGUGAUUUCUAAGUAAAAUUAGUCUGACUCGUGAUCUCGCGAUAAAUUUCUCAAAUGUCAGGAUUUCUUUCCCUCCCGCUCUCAGCCAUCCCCGGGUCUGACAGUGGGAGCCCCUCCUCGUGGGACGUAUGACUGAAUUACUGUACUGUAUCUGGACCCAAGAUCUUCAUAGUCCAGUGUCCUGUCUCUUGACAGUGGCCAGGAACAGAUGCUUCAAUUGAAGGUGUAAGAACCCUCCACUGCAUACAUGUGGUAUAUGUUCUCAUCUGAUAGAGACUGGAGAAAGCCCUGAAGCACAAGUUUCAAUAUCCCUUCCAAAAUGUUGUUGUCUUUAAUUACAGUAACUCUGGAUAUACCUGAUGUCUGUGUAAAUAUGCAAUCCCUCUUUGAAUCUUAAGUUCUUGGCCUCAACAAUUUCCUGUGGCAGCGUGUGCCAUGGCUGAAUCAUAGGCUGUGUGCAGAAGUAUUCUCUUGUGUUGUUUAUUGAGCUUCCCAUCUUUUAAUUUCAUUGAAUGUCCCCUGAUUCUUUUAUUAUGAGAGUGAGAACAGAAGUAGAGGGACUGAGGGGGCUGUGAGCCAUGCGGGAGCAUCCUUAGCAUUCCUGGCCCCUUAGGGCGAGAGAGAGAGAGAGAAGGGUACUGUUUGUAGGAGAAGUGGGAAGCGGGUGGGGCUCCUGCUGGGCUGAGUCCUUAGCCUGGGAGUGAUUGAGUCCUGUCCAGCCCCUCAGUAAAGGGCAUUACGGAAAAGGGUACACUGAUCUUUAUUGCUCCAAGGAGGGUGGUUCAUUGAGACAGUGAUAGUCUCCAGAUUUGGACACUACCUAGCAGUGGGAUGACUUGAACACAGCUGAUCAUCAGUUGUUAGGAAAUGCCUGACCCUCAUUAUUGCUGCUAUUAACAAGUCAAAACUGCAUUGUUUCCUCAGUUAUUUCCCCCCUACAAAACCAGGUGUCAGUGUCAUUACAGCGAUACAAUUACUGGUUAAACGAGGACUGUACAAAAUACAUAGGAAGACAGUCGCUGAUCUACUGCUCUUUGACAAAUCUGCCAAGUGUCCAGCAUCUUGCUUGACACACGUGUAGGCCACCCCUGGGAUGACCAGAUAGCAAGUCUGAAAAAUCAGAGUGGUGGUGUAAUAUUCUUAUAUAAGACAAAGCCCCUAAUAUUGGAAUGGUCACCCAUGACCUACACUAAAUGCCAUGCUGGACUCUGAGCAAGCAGAAGGGUAGAAGCUGCCGGUCAGACUUGUCGCCACCAUGGGUGGUGAUUGCACCUGCCAAGCGGGCUGCUCUCUGCCUCUCCCAGUAUUGUCUCCAGCGCUCCUAGCUAGCAGAGAGGAGGAGGGGUCCGUAGAAUGUCAGAUGAGAAGCUGGAGGCAGGAGAGUGGGAAUCAUAGGUUACUGCUCACAAAAGAAAUUAUGAGAGUUGGCAACACAAGUGAAGUGACCUGAGUUAUAGGCUCUCCUUCCUCCCUGUGACAGGUUCCCCCCAGGGUGCCACCUGGAAGUGGGGUACCACUGAGCCCCCCGACCCAGCAGCCUGGGCUCCCUUCUACACUGUACUGCUCUGACAAGCUUACAAGACCUGCAGGCUUCAGCCUGCACUUUCACCAGCAUACAUGUAGGUAGGGACAUACCCAGCUGCAGUACACACAGGCAGGCUCUUUAACCAGCCCCUGCAUGGGAAGGCUUCAGCUAGGGCACCUCCCAAUUCCUAAGGCACGCACCCCCUCUGCAAUGUAAACCCAAAAUUAUACCAUCCUGUGCUGCACAGGGAACUGUAUGGCAUAAGCUCACAAAAUUUACCCCCUCCCUCAAUGUGGAGAGGAAUAUGCAACAGGUUUGUCCCCCUGAGUUAUAAUUUCCACGCACUGGUUUUAGAUAAAGCAAAAAUAAGUUUAUUAACUACAAAAGAUAGAUUUUAAAUGAUUAUAAGGGACAGCAAACAGAUCAAAGCAGAUUACCUAAUAAAUAAACAAAAAUACACAAACUAAUCUUAAUAUACUAAAUAGACUGAUAAUGAAUAGCAGAUUCUCACCCAAAGUGAUGAUAUAAGCAGACUGCAGAUUCUUAAGGGGCAAGCUGCACUUGCUUACCCAUCGGAAUCCCCAGGUGUUCCAUUCAGAGGCUAAAAAUCCCUUUAGCCAUGGUUAGAGCCCUUUGUUUCAAAUCUUGGUUCCCACGCCAGUCAGUGGAAAAAUACUGACAUCCCAAGAUGGAGUUCAGCACCAGGGGAACUGGUCACUCGUCCCUGUAGUGUCACAGUAGCCAUAACUCGGAGGCUGUCUGUAGCCUCAGGAAGGCUCCCCAGGUGGGAGAUAAGCUUCUCCUAAGGCCUGUUGUUUCUUUUUAAUGGCUCAUUAACCUGAAUUGGCCUUUCCCAGUCAGCCAUCUAGACUGAGAGCAUUUUGCCUAGUGGGAGUUGCCCAGGUGUAACAACAUUUUGAAAUACUGAAAAAUAGUCAAUCUUCAUAACUUUGGAUACAAAUAGGAUAAUUAUAUUCCACAAACCAUAAUCUUUCCAAUGACAUCUCACAUGACUUAUCUUGCAUAAAAUACAUCAUACUCAUAUCAUAAUAAUAUCACUGUGAAGAAUAUUGGGGUGCAGUGCCACACUCCCCACACCUGCGCCCAACUGCUCAGGGGAGCUCUGGAAAAGUGUGAAAGGGAAAUUAGCCUCUAUGCAAUGCUUUUCACCAGCACCAAAUGCACACAGUGUUUUCAAAACAGGUACUUAGCAUAGGGGCUGGCUUCCUCAAGGCCCUGGGGUUCUCAAGCCCCCACUCUGCCCCGCCUCUUCCCACCCAGUUCUGCCCUCUCCCCCAAGUGCACCACCCCCCCGCUUCUCCCACUUCUCCUUCCCCCCCAACACCUCCUGCACACCGCGGGACAGCUCAUAGUGGUGGGUGGGAGGCACUGGGAGGGAGGGGUAGGAGUUGAUCGGUGGGGCCACCAGUGGAUCGGAGCCACUGGGGGAAGGCGGAGGAUUUGGCUGCCGGUGGGUGCUAAGCACCCACUAAUUUUUUUCCAGACCUGGAGCACCCAUGGAGUCAGCGCCUAUGGUACUUAGCCCCAUAUACAAAUGAUAGAUAAUAAAUUAGUAAAAUAAUUUGUACAGAUGUCACACUGGGAGCUGCAGAGAAUUUGGCAGUGAUUAAAUGAGCAGAUAAUCUGCCCUAGAUAACCAGAAGGAGGGCACGCUGCAUGUUUCAACAGGUGCGUAACAGCAUUUCUGCCAGGCUGUGGGUACGUUUGCAUUGAUAAGCUCAGCAGAAGUGUGUUUGAGGGAUUUGAAUGACGGGAGGCUGAUAGGUAACACCAGAAUAUAGAGGUCAGGUUAAAAGAGGGAGCCUAGAUGACAGCACAACAAUGCCUAGAGAAGGCUACAGGUACCGCAAGGUGGGAGGCAAGGCUCUGGCAGGGCUAGGGAAGAAUAGGAAGAAACAAGGGCAGGAGUGCAGGUAGCAAUGGUGUGUAAUAUAGCAUCUUGAAGGUUAGGCAUGAAGCUUGUACUUGAAUCAGAAGACAAGAGGAAACUAGUGGAGGGAUUCAGAUGGGAGAGUAUCAUGGUCUGAGUGGCUGGCCCAGAAUCAGAAGUGUGACUGGUCACGGUGGGUUCAGUCCCAGGCAUGGACAAGCUUGGUGAUGGAAAGAAAGGGAAGAACACACACACACUUUAUUUUUAAGUUAUUCACUCAAGAAAUUGGCCUGCAUCUUGCCAUGGAGGUCUGCAGUUUGGUUAGAGCAUCAGCCUUUUCCUAGCCAAAGAUGGGGAAAGAAGAACUUUGCUCUGAGCAUUGCUGGUUUUUCAAUGUGGAGUAAAGGGAACUGCUACUUUAAAUCUAACAAUUUACUCCCUAAUCUCAGAAACGAAACUUGUUAGUUACAAGCAGUUUAGGUUCAUUUCCCAUCUAAAUAAUGACUUCAAAAACUACAUUGCAAGUCACUGUAAGGUUUCUACUUGUAUUGUAAUUUUGUUUACAUCGGCGAGCUGGGAGCCAGGAUGGUCUUGAGUUCAAAUCCAUCAGACAUCAUUCACCUCAGGCAAUUCACUUCAUCUCUGUGUGUCAGCUCUCCAGCUGUGUUUAAAAAAUAAGAGAUAAAAGCAAAACCUGACUGAAAACCAAGUGCUGCAUCAGAUCAGAGCUCUACUGGGUAAAAUAAAUCCUAUAAAGAAAGAUAAAUCCAAUGUCACUUUCUGUUGAUUUAUAUCCUCACUAAGUAAUCCCCAAAAAACUAAACCUUUAGACUUUGAAUUUCCCUGUAUAUAAUCAGUGCUUUGUGCUGCAUUGUAUUUAUAUAUAAAUAUAUUCCUUCAGAAGGGGCAGUCCAAUCUGUAUAUUUAGGAUUUGUAUACCUAGUAAUGAGCAACAUAUGCCGUUCACCUUUAUUAUUUGUGUAACUUCUAGGUGUGAAUGGUGCUUGACAAGCAAAUAAAAAGGCAAAGGCCCUGCUCAGAGAGAGUUCACAUUCUAAAUUAAAUAAAAGAGAAAACAAAAAUGACAGCAGACCAAGGUGGGAUAAAAAUAAAAAGAAGUGAGAUGGUAACGUGGCGGAGACGUGUAUUGUAUUGUACUUGGAGAAGCACAGAUCUCCCAAAGAGAGCAAAUAUGUUCAUGUGAUGAAGUGGAGAAAUUGCUUGCCAGCUCAGCAGGGGUUAAGGAGCGCCUGUGGGCCUAGCUAGCCCCACCUCGUUAUACCUGCAGCCAACCCCAGGCCUGGAGUGGGGAGAAGAGAGAGCCUGGGCCAGUUCAGGGUUGACUGGUGAAGAGGCAGGAGCUAGCUGCCUGAAAGGAAGAAGCCAAGGCAGCCCCCAGGGAGCACGUUCUCUCCCCCUGCUUGCAGUGCCCCCUGUUCAGCCCCCCUUGUGUUGACUCUCACAAGGCCCUGGGCUGGGACCCGGUGGAGUGGGAGAUCCUAGGUCCCUCUACCCCGCCACUGCCUGAAAGACUGAGGCACCUUGGCCCAGGGAAACAAGGGACUGGAAGUCAAGUACACCAUCCACUAGGUCACCUGGCCCUCCAAGCAUCCUGGUACACUUAAUUCUUGUUAAAUUAUUUUUGCUCAUUUUCAUUUUUUUACCUUCUUUGUUGACUUUUUGUUUCUUAGUUGACUUGUAAGUGGUUGAAAUUUAGCUCUGCUCAUGGCCCUAGGACACUGGGUCGGGUUUCUGUAGCUACAAAGGGGUUCACGUUGGAGAUUUUGUCUCUGGGAGCUGAGCAAGGUUUGAGUCUAAAGUUCCUCUUUCAAGGUGAGGCGGUGUUGCAGAAGGCACGGUGAUGCAUGCUGGAAUAAGAGUGCUGAUGCUACAGUUUUGGGUCCCAGGCAGGGUGAGUAGUUGAUACUUGCCGAGCUGCAGUUCGACAACUGAGGUAUGUCAGCAGAAAUGUUUCUGAAACCUUGGCACAAUGCUUUCACAAGCUGUAAUGCUGCUCUGUUCACUUUUGACUCCACUGUUUGUGGAUCGCUUUUGUAGCAAGCUGUUGUAGAGAAUAAAUUAUUCGAGAUGCAUGUUUCUUUCCACUUACAUUUUUAAGCAGGCACCUUCAUGUUUUCUCCUGCUGUGCCCCCAUAAACAUCCACAAUGUUUUCUCAUUGUCCUCCUUCAAAUCCCUCCUUAAAAUUCUCCUUUGCUGUGAUGACUUCAAAAAAUGUGACAACGGUUAGGCGGCUGAUAUGCUAAGACCGCUGCCUGUCGUGCUGGCCAGUAUUGUCGUCGUCUUCCUUGUACUCCCCUAUUCGUAACCGUUAACUCUUGUCUUAGACUUCGAUUGUAAGGUCUUUGGGGCAGGGACCAUCAUUGUGUUCUGUGUUUAUACAGCCCCUAACACAGUGGUCCAUGACUGGGGCUCCUAGGCACUAUGGUAAUACAAAUAAAUAACUGCAGAGCUUACUGUAUUGAACCAAUUCUGUUUUGGAAGAUGUGCCUUGAAUCAGCUAGUGAAAGUUCAGCAGUUUCUGGGGUUUAUGUAGCUCGCUUUGCACUGUUCUCAAAGAUAUGCUGAUGGAGGCUUGACAAGUCAGUCAAAUCAUGUAAAUUGACCACCUAUUAUUUGGCCACGGUCAAAUAUUGUUCAAUAUUCCAGCAAGAAUGCCCUGCUGUAGCUGGCGGCCUCCCUUUUUGGUUGCAUCAUGCUUCUUUCAUUUUUCUAGCACUUCAUUUAAUUGUGUUUCCAUUAUUGUGAGUUUAAAUUACUCAGUUAAAUGUUUUUUGUAAUUAGCCACAAGUAUCUAUUUCAGGCUAAGCCUACUGGCAACCAUAAAGUCUUACUCUUACUGUUCUAAUAAACCAGUGCUGUACAAUAUUUGACCAUUUUUGACAUUAUUGACCAAUGUUUGUCCAGUCAAUUGAGCAAUUAUUUUUCAAAUAAGGGGCGGGGGUGAGGUAAUAUCUUUUAUUGGACCAACUUCUGUUGGUAAAGAGACAAGCUUCCGAUCUUACACAGAGCUCUUCCUCAGGUCCUGGCUCCAACCACACUGCAAAGAAUUAUUUGCAGACCAGGCAAAUACCCAAUCCAGUGUUGAUGAGUUUCUUUGCUUAAAGGGGGCUUUGCAUAGACAUGGUUUGCCCCAAGAAGUUCUUCCUGUCUUAGAUCACUCUGGGUGCAAGCAUCAUUUUGAUGGAGGCUGCCUGUUCUGCUGUUUCUGUCUAUACAAAUACCAUAUGCAUGACAGGGUCAGCUCACUGGGUCACAAUACCACAUUUUUACAUUGGAUAGCUUGCCUCUGACAGCAACAACUUGUAAUGUAUAAAACCAAUUGACAUUAGUGUGUGGACAUGCUAUGUUAUCAUAACCAAGACAUGGCAGUGAUACACACAGCUGUGGAAUCGACAGCAGACAUCAAAACUUGCCUACUGUGCAAUUUUCAGCGUGGCUUUCCUGUUUAAAAUAAGGAUGCCGGCAGAUAAUUGUUUAUCUAAGUUAAAUAGCUUGGGGGCUGUAUAAUAUGUGAGGGAAGUUGUAGGUCAAUCUGUGUAUGGGAAGUGCAGACAUUUUAAAGAGCUACAAGAAUCUCCAUUUUGUAGACUUACACGAGCCACACUUGGUACCUGCUACAAAAGGGAGAGAAAUAUUAUCAAUGUUUUCUCUUCUAUCUUGUAAGUCUCGCGAAUUGAGUGGAAACUUUCCAACCCAGUGGUGAUCUUCAAUACAUUAACUAUCUUAGACUUUAUAGGGAGAACAUUCAAGGAAAAGCCUCUGGGAUAAUAGCUGAAGUUGCACUGUGUAGAGUGUUCAAAGAAGAACUCGGCUCCCAUGCAUCGAGUAAAUGCCACAUUCCAUUCAUCACAACUGAGAGCCUUUGUUCCAUACAGUGUAUAUACAUUUCUGUGGAAAGAGAACAGUGCACAGCUUUGGAGGGGAUUGGCUCUUUACAACAGGGUUGAGUUGUUAUGGAAGCACUGGUGCAAAAACUUGCAUUCUAGCCACAAAGGGCAGACUAAUAGACACACCGAGUACUUGUCAGGCUUUGGGCCAAGUAUAAAUAUUAACUCCUAACUAUUGCUGUUUGGAUUUAGUAACCUGUGAUAAAGUAAAGCAGAAACUCCCUAAUUCAACACUAUUAAGUAAUGCUAAGUCUUUUCUGAACUUUGCAGAGCUCACUAGAAAAGGCCAUGCACUAGAAGUACAGACCCCAGUCCCACUACGAAAUAGCCAUCAGCUCCAUGCGCAUUCAGGGUAUCCGAAUGCACGUGAACCUACUAGGCAUCUCAUCUCAUUUUGCUUACAUCCUUUAGUUUCCUUUUCUGCACUUCCACAAAGGGAAACUGUUGGCAUUUACCAGCACAGCUGACGCAAAGGCUGCCAACAACACUGAUCUCUGCCCAUCCAGCAUCUGGACUAAGAAGUUUUUAAGGUCCUUAGAAGUUUUUAAGGUCAGGCUUGACAAAGCCCUGGCUGGGAUGAUUUAGUUGGGAUUGGUGCUGCUCUGGGCAGGGGGUUGGACUAGAUGGCCUCCGGAGGUCCCUUCCAACUCUAUUAUUCUAUGAUUCUAUGAACGUUCAGAUACUAAGGUCGGAGAAAACUGAAGUGGUGAUAUGGCUUUAGUGGAACGUUAGUCCAGCCACUCCCCAUUUACAAUUUAAGUUAAUUAUAAAUCCUUCCAAGGCUUAGUCUGACUUCUCAAUAUUAUGAUGUAUUUAUAUAUUCAUUUACUAAUUAAACUCUCUCUAUAUUUUUUCAGAGAUCAAUGCUCCAUAAAAGCCAACCCCACCAAAAGGCAAUAAUCGUGUGAAUAAGAAUACAGCCAUCUUCCCUUUUAAAUCAAGAGAAAUAUAAUUACAUGUGAUAAAAUAUUCUCUGCCUUUUUAAAUGAUAAUAUCUGUAGCUGCAACCCUGUGAGGAUUCUGCUUUCAGGCCCUGGGGCAGGUCUGGCAUUUUAACGUUCUGUUUAGUUCUGUUUCUGUGGAGCAUGUGAUUGGGCUUUCAGUCCUUGUUUUGAAGCCAGAGUAGUUCAUACUCCCUGUUAACAAGGGGUGGUGCUGACCAGGUAGGCCAAAUAUAUAGACCAAUUACAAGGCAUAUACUUGAGACAACAGAGGAGUCCAAAUGGCAAAAUGGAUCAAAGAGAUGAGAACCAAGGACCAAAGAUUUGUUCAGAAAAUAGGGGAGACCCAGAGUCCUCGCAGACUUUCAUGUUCAAGUCUGUCAGGAGCAGAGGGUGUUUGAACAUAACAAUGGCCAUACUGGGUCAGACCAAUGGUCCAUCUAGCCCAGUAUCCUGUCUACCCACAGUGGCCAAUACCAGGUGCUUCAGAGAGAAUGAACAGAACAGGCAAUCAUCAAGUGAUCCAUCCCCUGGAUUUAUAUGGAGGCAUUAUGAUAUUUUCUGUCUUUUUAUCCCUUUCCUAAUGAUUCCUAACAUACUAUUAGCUUUUUUGACUGCUGCUUCACAUUGAGUGGAUGUUUUCAGAGAACUAUCCACAAUGACUCCAAGAUCUUUCUUGAGUGGUAACAGCUAAUUUAGACCCCGUCGUUUUAUAUGUAUAGUUGGGAUUCUGUUUUCUAAUGUGCAUUACUUUGCAUUUAUCAACAUUGAAUUUCAUCUGCCAUUUUGUUGCCCAUUCACCCAGUUUUGUGAGCUCCCUUUAUAACUCUUCGUAGUCAGUUUUGGGCUUAACUAUCUUGAGUAAUUUUGUAUUGUCUGCAAAUGUUGCCAUCUCACUGUUUUACCCCUUUUUCCAGAUCAUUUAUGAAUAUGUUGAAUAGGACUGGGUCCAGUACAGACCCCAGGCUACACCACUAUUUACCUCUCUCCAUUCUGAAAACUGGCCAUUUAUUCCUACCCUUUGUUUCCUGUCUUUUAACCAGUUACAAAUCCAUGAGAGAAACUUCCCUCUUAUCCUAUGACUGCUUACUUUGCUUAAGAGCCUUUGGUAAGGGACCUUGUCAAAGGCUUUCUGAAAGUCCAGGUACGCUGUAUCACCCUUGUCCAUAUGUUUGUUGACCCCUUAAAAAAAUUCUAAUAGAUUGGUGAGGUAUGAUUUCUCUUUACAAAAGCCAUAUUUACUCUUCCCCAACAAAUCAUGUUCAUCUAUGUGUCUGAUAAUUCUGUUCUUUACUAUAGUUUCAGCCAAUUUGCCUGGUACUGAAGUUAGGCUUACUCAUCUGUAUUUGCUGGGAUCACUUCUGGAACCUUUUUAAAAAAUUGGCAUCACAUUAGCUAUCCUCCAGUCAUCUGUACAGAAGCUGAUUUAAAUGAUAGGUUACAUACCACAGAUUGGAUCCAUGCA
This is a messenger RNA of Chelonia mydas (Green sea turtle), 21003 nucleotides long. RefSeq names its product microtubule associated serine/threonine kinase family member 4 (gene MAST4). The transcript is spliced from 30 exons. Lineage: Eukaryota; Metazoa; Chordata; Testudines; Cheloniidae. Bases 379 to 8250 code for a protein of 2623 amino acids. Gene Ontology annotation, biological process: peptidyl-serine phosphorylation; intracellular signal transduction. Gene Ontology annotation, molecular function: magnesium ion binding; protein binding; protein serine/threonine kinase activity. The record is from RefSeq and is a predicted model, not a curated record.